This is a messenger RNA of Colletotrichum abscissum, 444 nucleotides long. RefSeq lists its product as uncharacterized. The transcript has a single exon. The coding region runs from base 1 to 444 and encodes 147 amino acids. NCBI's taxonomy places the organism in Eukaryota, Fungi, Ascomycota, Sordariomycetes, Glomerellales, Glomerellaceae. The record is from RefSeq and is a predicted model, not a curated record.
AUGCGGAGACCGGUCGGCCGAGGACACGGCCGAAGCAUACUACACGUUUGUCGGGCGAAUUCCCACCUUGCAGAGUGUCGCCCCGGGCCGAGGACCGCGGAGGUCAUCGGCUACAAGUGGAGCUUGUCCUUCACAGCACACCAACUCCUCAUGUGCCGGCCAUGUUUAGCAGUUUUGGCCCCCGAAAAGCUGCACGUCGCUAGAGAGGUUGGGGGUAGGAUUCGGAUCCCUGGUGAAAGGCUCAUGUCGCGUCAAUGUGGAAGCGGUGCAGCUUGGGAGUCUGCGACCGCGAAGCUGACCAACUGUAUCCUUGCAGAAUCCACGCGGAACAAGCCGUGGCUCCCGUCCUCCGGUGCCUACGGUGGGAGGGAGUGGAGGAGACGGGACGGUUGGAAAGAAGAUGCCCGACUCCGUCAUGGCCGACACCCAGAAAUCUGGUUUUAA